CCGUCUCUCUUUCCCGGCGUCGCACAGUUCCGGUGACCACAAGCAUGAACAUCAUCUACUGAAUACUUCUGGUUUCGGGUCUGAGAUAACUUAUCUGUGACAUCUAUCACCUCCUAGAAAUGUCAGGUGACAGCAAUACACAUUGGUGCUACCAAUGCCUGCAACCAGUUCGGCUUCGAAGUCCCAAUCCAGUUUGCUCCUGUUGCUCAGGAGGAUUCGUGCAAGAACUGAAUGAGAUGGUUGUUGAUGGACAACACGACUUUGAUCCUUUUCAUGGACAUGAUGUUUCUGACCAUUGGUUCAUUGAUCCAUUCAUUGACUCUAGAAACAGAAUCAUGGAUGCCUUUGCUGAGUUAUUGAGGCAGAGAAAUUUAGGUAAUAGAAGAUCUUCUCUUCUCCUUGAAGAUGGUAUCGUUCCAUGGGGAUAUCUUAUGUCUGCUGAUGAUGAAUUUGAGUGCUUCUUUAAUGGAGCUCCAGUGGGCUCAAGGCCUUCUAACUCAAGUAAUAUCUCUAUGGGGACUAGUUUUCAAGAGUUGGUCGAACAACUUAUAGCAAAUGAUGCUGGGCAGGGUCCACCUCCAGCAACCCGCUCUGCAAUUGAUUCUUUGCCGACUAUUAGGAUAACAAACAGGCACCUUAACAACGAUUCUAACUGCCCAGUUUGUCAAGAUAAGUUCGAUUUAGGAUCUGAAGCUAGGAUGAUGCCGUGUAACCAUAUCUAUCAUUCUGGUUGUAUCAUGCCUUGGUUACUUGAGCACAAUUCUUGCCCUGUUUGCCGGCUGGAACUGCCCUCCCAAGGUACUAAUGGUGGUAGCAGUACAGAGGACAGUGACCAAAAUCAGGGGAGCAGGAAUCCGUUAUCGUUUUUGUGGCCUUUUCACUCUUGAGCAAAGUUACAGAAAGCGUUUCGGGGAUAAUUGCUACGGGUGGCCUUUAUGUAAGGUAUUUCCUUGUGCAUCUCUGUUUGAACUUUUAUGCCGUACAUGGUAAUCGAGUGCCGUUC
Messenger RNA from Cynara cardunculus var. scolymus (artichoke), 1003 nucleotides. Its product is annotated as probable E3 ubiquitin-protein ligase RHC1A. Gene Ontology annotation, cellular component: cytoplasm. The record is from RefSeq and is a predicted model, not a curated record. Gene Ontology annotation, molecular function: ubiquitin protein ligase activity. Gene Ontology annotation, biological process: protein ubiquitination. The transcript has 2 exons. Bases 120 to 887 code for a protein of 255 amino acids. NCBI's taxonomy places the organism in Eukaryota, Viridiplantae, Streptophyta, Magnoliopsida, Asterales, Asteraceae.